AAACAUCAACAAAAUAUAACCAAGAGAAGAAAUUAAAACUUAAUUGUUGGAAAUUAAUUGAAAGAAAUUAAGUGAAAGAAAGUCAACAAUAAAUUCGUAAUGAUUUUGAUGUUAAUUAGGGAAAAAUAUUCCGUUUAAAUGUCUCUACCAUCCUUCCGACCUUAAGACACUCACAUACACUAUCCUUUCCACCUCCCACCUUGUCUUAAAAUCCAAUUUUCUUCUAUUGUUUAGUCCAUCCCUUUUUAGAGGAAAGUCAUGGCUACAAUAGAGAGUGAUGGUGGUCAUUCCUUUUCUUCAAUUGUUUCUAAUUUCUGUGGACCCGAUAAAAAAUGCUACAACAAUGUACCUGCUCUAACUGCCCGUGAAUAUGGUUACCCUUACAAUUUACCAUUGGCUCAAAAUCAAACGGUUGAUUAUCUAAUUAGAUCUCGAUAUCGUCAAGCCACUGGAAUGUACAGUAAAGAUUUAUACGCUCACUAUGGCUGCAUCAAUGCUAUUGAAUUUAGUAACAAUGGACGAUUAAUGGUCUCAGGUGGUGAUGAUCGUCGAGUACUAUUAUGGAACGUGGAAAAGGCUUUAUCCAGUAAAGAUAAUCCGAUUGUGAUGCAAGCCGAACACACGUCAAAUAUUUUCUGUCUUGGCCUUGAUUCCGAUAAUCGUCAUAUCUUUUCAGGUGGAAAUGAUGAACAGGUUAUAAUUCAUGAUGUUGAAACUCGUGAACCUUUGAAAGUAAUUCCCCACCGAGAAGUGGUCUAUUGCCUUUCGAUUGAUCCUCAAAAUGAUAAUCUAUUUGCCACUGCCUGUGAUGAGGGUAGAGUAUUUUUAUUGGAUAUUCGGGAAUCAUGUAAUCUGGAUAAUCUAAACGUUUUAAUUAGAACCCGUUCCGCUUAUCAUGCGGUUAUGCAUAAUCCAGUUGAACCUCGGCUAAUUGUUACAGCCAAUUCUCGUGAAGGUGUUAGCCUUUGGGACAUACGGAAACCUCGAACUGACCUGGUUAAAUAUAAUGGUGGCCUGGUUACCUCUCAAGGAGCAAUGUCGGUACGAUUCAAUUUAUCGGGAACCAAAAUUGUUGCUCUAAGACGGAGAUUACCAGCCAUCCUUUAUAAUACAAUGUCACCUCAUCCAAUCGCUGAAUUUGACCAUAAAGAUUAUUAUAAUUCGUGUACCAUGAAAAGCUGUUGUUUCGGUGGUUCUAACGAUGAAUAUAUACUUUCCGGUUCGGAUGAUUUUCGUUUGUAUAUGUGGAAAAUUCCUGAUGAAAUUAUGGAGAAAGAUUAUUCCUCCGAUGGAAUCAAAUGGAUCGAUCAAACUCACCUUGUUCUUCGAGGUCACCGUUCAAUUGUGAAUCAAGUUCGUUACAAUUAUUCCAAUUCAACCAUUGCCUCUUCGGGUGUUGAAAAAGUAAUCAAAGUUUGGUCUCUUUUCGAUGUCUUCGAUCCAACCGAUAAACAAGAUAUCAAAAAUAUUUCCAAUCAUGACAAUCGAAAGGUUUACUCCCAUGAAGAGUACAUUCAAUUGGUCCUUGAAAGUGGUCAACUUGCCGCCCACGAUUAUAGUAACCAAUCGAUCCAAGAAGAUCCUCGAAUGAUCGCCUUCUUUGACUCUCUUGUUCAACGAGACAUCGAAGGUCUAACCACCGAUUCAAAUUCUGACGAUGAUUCAGAUCUUCCUGCACGUUACAAUUUGGCCUCUCGUUAUAACGCUCGCCUCGAUUCAAUGUCCGACUCAUCCAGUGAUGAAGACAAUGAACUAUUAUACAUUUGUGACGAUCAAAUUGUUAAUUAUAUUAAAUCAUUCAGUGAACGAAUGGAAUCCUCGGUUAACCGACUUUACGGAAGUGUAUCAUCUCCAUCUCAACCUGAUGUGCCAAAUGAUAAUAAUAACCUUGUUGGUGAUAAUUUAAUUAGCAGUAUUAAUACAAGUGACCACAAUAGUAGUGAUAUUUUGUCCGAGCCAAGUACAUCUUUUGCUGGACCUUCCUCAAGUGGUCAAUCUAAUACAAUAAUAUCUCGAGCAUCAACUUCAUCAACAACUUCACAAACCUUUGAAACUAAUGGACGCACCAAUGAGACGAUCGGUGGCGAUAUCGAUACGAAUAAAAUUUCAUUGCUCAUUAAUGAUAAAAAGAAAUAUCAACUUCGAAAAGUGACCCGAUGUGCUCUUCGAUCAACCCGAAUUCGUUUACGUAAAUUAGAAAGGUACCUGGCCCGAGAAGAGGAUAAACCCAGUGGAACGAGUAAUAAACGUGUCACUUUGGAAGAUAAAGAAAAAUUGAAGAAACAAUUGGAAGAUGUUCUUGCAAUUCUCGAAAGAUUAUCUCAGAAAAUUGACACCGAAUGUAAACGAAAUCGUGGCCAUUUCAAUCGGAUGAUGACUCGUCUUCGAACAAUUUGGGGAGGUGUUUCUCCAGAUUCUCCGCUCGGUUUCGAUUCAGACGAUGAUCCACCUUUAAUCGGAGGAAAUGAUCUUCUCAAUGAAGUUCGAAUGGCUCAUCGAUUGGCCAAUUUAGCCGAUCUAUUUAACGUUGCCAAUGGAGAUCCUUAUGCCAAUGGAAGGGUAGAUGAUAGUGAAGAUGAAGAUCGAUCAUUGUACAGUACCGAUUGUGAUACCGAUGAUGGUACAAAAUCAUCAAAGUCCAGCAUCAGUCAAAUUAAAUCUCCGGAUGCGAUAACUUCGAGUUCAGAUGAAAAUGGAUCAAGUAGCUCAUCGUCAUCAUCAUCUUCUUCUUCAUCCUCAUCCUCCUCAUCCUCAUCCACCUCCUCUUCCUCUUCAUCUAGUUCAUCAUCUUAUUCUUAUGCGAGUCAAAUUAAAUCUCCUGAUCCAGAAAAAAGUCAAUUAAAAUCUUGCGAUAAUUCAUCGCCCAGUUCAGAUGAAGAUGAACUUUCCCAUGGUAAAGUUCAAAGGCGUCGACGUAAAGCUGAACGACAACGAGCAAAGGCAAUGAUAGUUAAUACGACAACAAUUAAAAGUAAAGAGUUUAUUAAUACAAGUGAUGAAGAUGAUGAUUCAACAUCUUCAUCAAGUGAAACAAGUAAAAUAAUUAAAUUAUCACGUCCAGUGAUUAGUUAUAACGAUGAUGAUGAGGACGCUGGUUUUGAAGGUGACACCGAAUCGUCAAAGAAAAGGUUAACUUGUAUUUCCUUUAAAUCAUGCCCUAAGGGAUCAAAAGACACUUCCAGUGCUACUAAUUGUCAAUCUGUAACAUCUCAAUCAACAAAUGGUGGCGAUGAUGAUCAACCACAAUCACAACAACAACAACAACAACAACAACCUCAAGAACAAUCAAUGAUGCUACAAGUUGAAUUAGAUGAAAAUAGUUUACAAUUAAAAGAUAAAAUUGUAAAUAACAAUCAAAAUAAUGAAUCAAGUGACCAAAGGGAAAACAUUAAAUCGAUGACCUCAAACACCAACACGAGCACCUUUAAUCCCGUUGACAAUACUGGUAAAUGUUUCCGGAAACGGAAAAACUUGGACUCAGCAAAUGAGUCUCAUAUUUACAAAUCCAUAAAACGGAACAACAAUUAAAACUGAUCAUCGAAAGUGAAAGUUUAAUUAUGAAAAAUUAAUUAACUUUGUAAAAUAUGGUUACUAUAUCUGUAUACAUAAUUAUUAGUACAAUCAUCAUGCAUUUGUACAAAUUAUCAUUUCCUCUCUCUCUCUCUCAUCAUCAUCAUCUUCAUCAUUUCAGCUCAUCAUCAAGCUUAAUAUUUUCCUUUCACUUCCUAAAUUGCUGAUUAUUAACUAAACAAAUCAAAUGGAUCUUAUAAUUACCAAUUGAGUGCUACCAAUGAACCACCAAACACAAUUAUCCAAUCAGUUUCUGGACCUUGAUAUUAUUAAUAACAACACUCUUACAAUUUGAUGGAUUAAAAAAUCAAUAGUUGUCAAUGGAAAAGGAAAUGGACAGAGAAAAAAAGAUCUAAUUAAUAUUUGGAUUUGCAAUGUUUAUCAAAAAAUCGAAUUGUAAUUGAUAAUUUCUAAAUCAAUUCUUUUCUUUUGUAUCAAUAUAAAUAUUAUAUAUAUCGCAGUGAAAUAACAAAGUUAAUUACUGGUCAAAUAAACUAAUUAAAAAGAUUAGAAAUGA
Molecule: messenger RNA, 4087 nt
Organism: Panonychus citri (citrus red mite)
Lineage: Eukaryota; Metazoa; Arthropoda; Arachnida; Trombidiformes; Tetranychidae
Exons: 3
Coding region: 259-3528 (1089 amino acids)
Biological process (GO): negative regulation of fatty acid biosynthetic process
Cellular component (GO): cytoplasm; Cul4-RING E3 ubiquitin ligase complex
Molecular function (GO): protein binding
Source: RefSeq, a predicted model, not a curated record